AUGGCGGACCAUGAGAGCGAAGGAAAGUCCAAAGACCUGGGGAGAACCACAGCAAUCGAUAUCACAUCGAAUACCAAUAGCGAUGCAACCCAUGAGCUUCAUUUUGCCAGAAGAGGCGAAGCUCUGGCCGAGGCUUCAUCAAGCCAGGAGAGCAUAGACGGAUAUGACCCCGAAUUGAUGAAUGGAAGAACGCUGCUCACGGCAGCGGAAGAAAAGAAGCUACUACGGAAGAUUGACUGGAGAUUGAUGACUCUCUGCUCGCUGAUCUUCAUGUUCAAAAAUUUGGAUAGCAAUAAUGCAUCGAAUGCUCGGAUCAUGAACAAGGGCACCGAUCAGAACAUCAUGACACAACUUGGAAUUACUUCAAACGAAUAUAAUUUGGUGACCGUACUUUACUAUAUUCCGUAUAUUGUAUUGGAAGCGCCGUCCAAUUUGCUGCUGAAGAGGUUCUCUCCUUCAAAGUGGCAAUCAAGAAUCAUGCUAAGCUGGGGAAUUGCUCUUAUGUGCAAUGCAGCCGUCAAGAAUAAGGGCGGUCUUUACACAACACGAUUCCUUUUGGGUGUGGCUGAAGCUGGGCAAUUUCCCGGCGUCAUCCUUCAGAUGACUUAUUGGUAUCGUCCAGACGAGAUGUCUUUGCGACUGCUGUACUUUUACAUUUGCGGGAACGUAUCAGGCAUUUUUGGCGGUCUUCUUGCCUAUGCGUUUGACACCGUGUCUGGCGCAGCAGGUCUUUCCGGAUGGCAAUGGCUCUUUUUGACCGAAGGAAUUGCAACUGUGCUUUUCAGUGUUGUUAUCUGGUUUCUACUUCCAGAUUUCCCCGAGACAGCAAAAUGGUUGACGGAAAAAGAGAAGAGAUUCAUACAAGCUCGGCUUCCUUCCAACGCUCCUCGUGCCAACGAAAAGAACUUCAAGUUCCGUGAAAUCAUCGACGCACUGAAAGACAUCAGACUGUGGCUCUUUACACUGAUUUGGGCCACUUUCACCGUUGGAACAGAUGGAGUCACCUUCUAUCAAUCCACCGUCAUCGCCGACCUCGGCUACACGCCAUGGCGAGUCCAAACCACCUCUCGGGCUACAGGAUCGGCCUUUUCCAUCGGAUUUGUCAAUAGCUAUGGUCAGAUCGGAGGGGCUAUUGGACCGCAAAUGUUUAGGAGCGAGUAUGCUCCUCGGUACACGGUUCCAUUUGCUGCUGCUAUGGGCCUUGUUGGCAUGUGUGGCCUUUUGACCCUCAUUACCUGGUGGAUUACUCGAGAGACGGAGCGGGACACUAGGCGGUUGAAGCUUGCGAAGAUUGCCGCAGAGAAGAGAGGCGAAACAAUCUUGGAGGAUGUGGUUGAUCAAGACUUGAAGAAACAUUGA
Molecule: messenger RNA, 1359 nt
Organism: Penicillium olsonii
Lineage: Eukaryota; Fungi; Ascomycota; Eurotiomycetes; Eurotiales; Aspergillaceae
Source: the annotation of a GenBank genome assembly